Molecule: messenger RNA, 4611 nt
Organism: Paramuricea clavata
Lineage: Eukaryota; Metazoa; Cnidaria; Anthozoa; Malacalcyonacea; Plexauridae
Source: the annotation of a GenBank genome assembly
AUGAAAAAGAAACAAGACGAGGACAGGGGAAAUAGCGAAUCUGAAAUGGCGAAAAUCGACGCGAAGUUAAAAUCCCUUAUCGAGGACAAUAAUAAAAUGGCGGCGGAAAUACAGGCGUUAAAAAUCAAUGUUGAAGAAACAUCAAAUUACAACGCUGUGAUAAGAAGUGUUCUCGACAUUAAACAAGGCGAAUGGAGAAAGAUCGAACGUAGUAAAUCUACCGAUAAAAAAAUUAACCGAGUCUGCUAAUAACAACAUAACUCAAAGUCAGAACAGAUUUGAAGCACUCAAUGACGAGAAUGAAGAGGAAGCAAGUGAUGGGAAUCAGAUAAACAGUGAUGUUAACUCACAAAUAUCUAACUACAGUGCUAAACAACAGGGGAAGAUCGUGAAAUCUCCGAAAGUGGCCAAGGAAAAGAUAAAGAUGGAUUCACCAGCAAAAGAAGAGGAAAGGACGCCAACCCACGAGUCAUCCAAGGAGAGCAUUGACUUGGUCAUUGGUGACUCCAUGGUCAAGAACAUUGACAAUAUGAAGCUGACAAGAGCAGCAAAGAAAAGAACCUUGUGCCAUUCAUACAGUGGGGCAACUGUCGACCAGAUUGCUGCGAAGUUUGAUGAACGUGUGAAAGAGGAGAGCAGUUAUGGAAGAGUCAUGAUCCAUGUCGGAACCAAUGAUCUCGCACGUUCCCAACCUGGCAAAGUUAUCAAAAAUAUGGAAGCCUUGAUAACGAAGGUGAAAACCAAAGCCAAAGAAGUUGCUGUAUCAGGCAUUAUAAAAGGUAUUACAACAAAGUUAAACCUAAUAAUAUCAAUUCAUACAACAAUUUAUUGCACAAAUUAUGCAUCAAGCAAAAAAUUGCAUACAUAGAUAACGAAUGCAUUGUCAAAUCUAUGCUAAACAGAUCUAACCUACAUUUAAAUAAGAAUGACGACAGAGCUUUGGGAAGUGCUUUCAGCACUUUUCUUAAACCGAAACAGAGUUUGAAUUCACCAAGUAGAAUUAACAAUGAAAAUUUUUUAUGGAAGGGUUAUGGACAUCUGAGAAAAGACUGGUCAAUGCACCACAAGCAUGCAAAACGAAUACUAAGAAAUUAGAUACUAAUAAUUUCUCAAACAAAGAUGUGAGUAGCAAUUUUUCAGCGACUCUUAAUUCCACUCCCAAUGAAAGAGGUUUUAAGAUGGCCUUUUUAAAUAUUGUUAGUUUACCCGGUAAAAUAGAUGAAAGUCGUCAUUCAAUGUGUAGCAAAAACAUUGAUUUAAUUGCAUUCAACGAGACACGACUAGACCUGAGUACUUCUGAUGGCCUCAUUCAUUUAGAUGGUUAUGAGGUUGUUAGAAAAGAUCGUUCCCACAAUGGAGGCGGAGUUUGUAUAUACCUUCGUAGCUCCAUCAACUAUAAAAUAAGGUCAGAUCUCGUUACCCCUGAAUUGGAGGCCGUUUGUUUAGAAAUUACUAAACCACAAAGUAAACCAUUUAUUGUCACUACAAUUUACAGACCGCCAAAUGCAACUGCUGAAUUUUUUGGCCAUUCGGAAAAACUUAUUAAACAAAUUGAUGAUGAGAAUAAAGAAAUGUACAUUUUAGGUGACCUAAAUUGCAAUUUGUUAGAGGGAAAAAAUCUUUUCAGUACGCCAGCAAAUGAACUAUAUUCAAUAUACGAAUUAUACCAACUAUCCCAGUUGAUAAAUGAACCAACUCGAGUUACCAUGAGGUCAUCUAGCCUUAUUGACCAUGCAGUUACGAAUACAGCUGAGAAAAUUUCACACUCUGGUGUUGUACACACUGGAAUAAGUGAUCACAGUUUAGUCUAUGCAAUCAGAAAAACUGGAGUUUUUCAUAAAGCUAAUGAUUGAAAUUGAAAUUAGAAAGAUGAAAAACUUCAAUGAAAAGAAUUUUAUGGAUGAGCUUCUUAAUCAACAUUGGGAAUACAUUUACUUUUUCGGUAAAAAUCCAAAUGCCAUGUGGGAAUUAUGGAAAGAACUAUUUCUACAAGUUCUGAACAAACAUGCUCCAUUACAACUCAAAAAAUCUAAGUCUAGUAAAGUGGCUUGGAUAACGAACAACAUUAAGGGUCUUAUAAAUACAAGAGACAAACUGAAAAGAAAAGCAAUUAUCACAGAGUUAGAGACUGAUUGGUCAAACUACAAAAAAGUUAGAAAUCAAGUCAACAUUGAACAAAGAAAUGCCAAAAAGAACUAUUAUUCUUCAAAACUUGCUGAUCAAAAAUGUAACCCAAAGAAAGCAUGGAAGUCAACUAAUAAUUUGCUUGGCAAACAAAACAAACUUUCAAAAGUAAAUGAACUCAAAUUAGGAGAGAAUGCUCUAAACAAUCCAAAAGAUAUUGCAGAGGGCUUUAACAGCUAUUUUUCAAACAUUGGCCCAGAUCUAGCGAGCCAAAUACACACAACAAAUUGCAAUUUUGAGUCGUAUAUCAAAAAGGCUAAAUCAGAAUUUGCUGCAUUCCAACCUACAAAUGUUAAUAAUGUCUACCAGUUGCUCAGUGCAUUAUCUAGCAACAAAGCAACUGGCAUUGACAAAAUAUCGUGUAAAAUUAUUAAAAUAGCUGCACCUGCCAUUGCAGAUUCACUUACAUAUAUUUUUAAUCAAGCUAUUACUUUAUCCUCCUUUCCGGAUGACUGGAAAAUGGCAAGAUUAAUACCUCUCUACAAAAACGGCCAUCGAAAUAUUCCUGGCAAUUAUAGCCCCAUUUCAUUUCUAUCAACUAUAAGCAAAAUAAUGGAGCGAAUUUUAUACAAUCAACUUUAUGAUCAUUUAACUGAAUUUACACUACUCAGUGAUAAUCAAUUUGGUUUCCAAAAAUCUAAUUCUACAGCAACAGCUCUUUUAGAUUGUACAAACGAGUGGUAUGUGAAUAUAGAUAAGAAAAUGUUUAACCUCGUAGUUUUUAUAGACCUAAAAAAAGCAUUUGAUACUGUCAACCAUGACAUUUUACUGAAAAAGCUGGAAUUUUAUGGAAUAUCAGGUCAAGCCCAUGACUUAUUAAAAUCAUAUCUUUCAAACCGACACCAAAAGUGUCAAAUAGACAAUUUUAUUUCAACAGAACAUUUGACUAAAUGUGGUGUACCACAAGGUUCUAUUUUGGGGCCAUUACUGUUCUUGUUGUAUAUCAACGACUUACCCGAGUGUCUAAAAAAAGACCUCGGUUAUUCGCUGAUGACACAAACAUCACAGCCACUAGUCCCACCAUAGCUGAUAUUGAGACUGCAGCAAAUUCUGAUCUGGAAAACCUCAAAAACUGGUUAAUAGCCAACCAACUUAGCUUGAAUGUAGCUAAAACUGAAUUUAUGUUGAUUGGGUCUCCACAAAUGAUAAGGAAUGCCUCUAAUGCUCAACCAAAUAUCCUAAUUGAAAACAAACAAAUCCAACAAGUAAACAAAGCCAAAACUCUAGGAAUAAUUAUUGAUCAGCAUUUAUCUUGGAAACCCAAUACUGCAAAUAUUUGCAAAAAAAUAACAUCAGGAAUCUCAGCUCUACGUCAUGUCAACCAUUUAUUGCUGAAAGAGAUACGCUCACCUCCAUAUACAAUGCCAUCGUACGUCCCUACUUCGACUAUUGUUCAGAAGUUUGGGAUGUAUUGGGUGAAAUACAAUCAAAACGACUACAAAUGCUCCAAAACAGAGCUAGGACAAGGUUUUUCACUCUGAGGACAAGGUUUCUUAAUCUGAGGACCAGGUUCCUCCCACUGAGGAAAAGGUUCUUCACCCUGAGAAGUGAGGACAAGGUUACUCACCCUGAGGACAAGAUUCCUCACUCUGAGGACAUGGUUUCUCACUUUGAGGACAAGUUCUUCAUUCUGAGGACAAGGUUCUUCACCCUGGGGACAAGGUUCUUCUCUCUGAGGACAAGGUUCUUUAAUCUGAGGACGAGGUUCUUCUCUCUGAGGACGAGGUUCUUCUCUCUGAGGACAAGGUUCCUCACACUGAGGACAAGGUUGCUCACUUUGAGGACAAGGUUCCUCUCUCCGUGGACUGGGUUUCUCACCCUGAGGUGAACGUUCUUCACUGUGAGGACAAUGUUCCUCACACUGAGGACAAGGUUCUUCACUCUGAGGACAAGGUUCCUCACACGGAGGACAAGGUUCCUCACUCUGAGGAGAUGGUUUCUCACACUGAGGACAAGGUACCUCACACGGAGGACAAGGUUGCUCAGUCUCAGGACAAGGUUUGUCAUUCUGAGAACAAGGUAACUCAUUUUGAGGACAAGGUUCUUCAUUCUGAAAAGAAGGUUCUUUACACUGAGGACAAGUUUCUUCACUCUGAGGACAAGGUUCUUCGCUCUGAGGACAAAGUUCUUCACUCUGAAGACAUGGUUUUUCACUCUGAGGACAAGGUUCUUCACUCUGAGGACAAGGUUCCUCACCCUGUGGGGAAGAUUUUUCACUCUGAGGACAGGGUUUCUCACUCUGAGGACAAGGUUCCUCCCACUGAGGACAAGGUUCUUCACCCUGAGGACAAGGUUCCUCACUCUGAGGACAAAAUUCCUCACUCUCAAGACAUGGUUUCUCACUUUGAGGACAAGGUUCUUCAUUCUGAGGGCAAGGUUCUUCACCCUGGGGACAAGAUUCUUCUCUCUGAGGACAAGGUUCUUUAA